AUGGGAGGGAAAGAAGGAAGACUGCUUACAAUUUGUGUUGCACUUCUGGCUCUUUUCAUCUUUCCCGCUCAAGCGAUCAAGCUCGACGUAGAAGCAUCGCAUAAUCCUCACGUAAAGUGUAUAUGGAAUUAUGCACUCAGUGAUACGCUUGUCAUCGUCACAAUCAACACAGCCGUUCCAUCGCAUUUACCCAAACAUGAUUAUGAUGAACAACGGAUUGAUGUUGAAGUCGUUGAUGGAUCGAAACAUAAUAACAUCUAUUUAUCCAAAAAGAACAUCAAAACCGAAACACGUAUGGCAAUCAACACUCACAGUCAUGCAGAUUUAGGUGUUUGCGUCAAGAACAUCCAAAAGAAAGGAUCGAACCUAAAACAUUUGGUCACAACGAUCGAUUUGGAUGUCGAUAUCGGUGCAGAUGCAGUGGAUUAUAAUGCGAUCGCAAAUCAAGAAUCCCUUUCAGGUCUAGAAACGGAAAUGCGUAAGCUGGAAGCGGUUGCAGAAGAAAUCGUAACAGAGAUGGAUUAUCUUAAAAAGAGAGAAGAAAAGAUGAGAGAUACAAACGAAUCAACAAAUCAACGUGUUGAAUUAACUGCUUGGCUUACCGUUUUGGCUUUGAUCGUUUUGGGCGCUUGGCAAAUCUUUCAUCUUAGAAGCUUUUUCCAGAAAAGGUAUCUUAUCGAUAGCUGA
This is a messenger RNA of Meira miltonrushii, 687 nucleotides long. Its product is annotated as endoplasmic reticulum vesicle protein 25. NCBI's taxonomy places the organism in Eukaryota, Fungi, Basidiomycota, Exobasidiomycetes, Exobasidiales, Brachybasidiaceae. Gene Ontology annotation, biological process: endoplasmic reticulum to Golgi vesicle-mediated transport; Golgi organization; intracellular protein transport. The transcript has a single exon. Gene Ontology annotation, cellular component: endoplasmic reticulum-Golgi intermediate compartment; endoplasmic reticulum; Golgi apparatus. The record is from RefSeq and is a predicted model, not a curated record. The coding region runs from base 1 to 687 and encodes 228 amino acids.